Phalacrocorax carbo (great cormorant) is the source of this 2400-nucleotide messenger RNA. NCBI's taxonomy places the organism in Eukaryota, Metazoa, Chordata, Aves, Suliformes, Phalacrocoracidae. The record is from RefSeq and is a predicted model, not a curated record.
GGUGGGGGGGGCCAGCGCCUCCACACCCUGCCCUCCCCCAGGUCCUCCUCCAGCAGAGCCCCAAUUCCCUGCUCUGACACCGGCCGGAGCCAAGCCGGCAGCAGAGCAGCCAUGGCAGCGGAACAGACCGAGCUGGAGGAGAGGAUCAUCAUCAAGGACCAACACAUCAAGGAGAUCGACCUGGUGAACAGAGACCCAAAGCGUAUAAACGAGGACGUUGUAAAGGUGGAUUUUGAGGAUGUGAUCGCUGAGCCCGUGGGAACAUACAGCUUUGACGGUGUCUGGAAAACCAGCUACACCACCUUCACUGUCAGCAAGUACUGGUGCUACCGGCUGCUCUCUGCCAUCCUGGGCAUCCCCCUGGCAGUCAUCUGGGGCUUCCUCUUUGCCCUCAUCUCCUUCUGCCACAUCUGGGCGGUGGUGCCCUGCAUCAAGAGCUACCUGAUAGAGAUCCAGUGCAUCAGCCGGAUCUACUCCCUCUGCAUCCACACCUUCUGCGACCCGUUCUUUGAGGCACUCUCCAAGAUCUGCAGCAACGUCAGGGUUGCUCUCCGGAAGGAGAUCUAGGUCCCUACCGCCGCCCCAACCAGCGCAACCGCCCCUCUGCGCGGGUUUCCGUGGCUCCUGCCGCGUGCCCUGCCCUCGGGCACACAGACACCCGUGCCCAGGGACCUGCGCGGCGCGGCAGGGCCCCACGGCAGAGCUGGCUGUCGGGGAUGCUCCCUGCAGACGGAGGCAUGCUGGGCUGCCCCUUACUGUACCGCAAAGCCAGCAGCUUUAGGAGAGGAGAAGCCCGUUGAGGCUCGGCAAGCAGCACAGGGAGAGCCCUCUGCCCGCCAGGACCCCCGGCAUCGCACCCUGCUCCUGCAGGAGGGGCUGCAGCUUCUCCCGGACCACAGCCCUGGGCCAUGGCCCGCAGCUGCAGAGCGAGAAGCGAGGGUGCAGAGAUGCUGCUGGACAACAGACCAAACGCUGCCUGCUUCUCCAUCCCUUCGGUCUGGCAAGACGCUGAGAGAAAUACUUGCGUAUGAAUUAUUAUUUGCUGCAAACAAUUGUUGUUGUGGAAGCUUCUGUAUUAAAUCACACUGCACAAAAUUUUUAUGGAUAGAAUAUCAGUGAAAUGCUAGUGAAAACAAACUUUUUUUCAUGUGUGUUUACAUUUUAGCAAAGCUUUGAAAUCCAGAUCAAUUAGUGCAUGAAAUGUCGCGUCUGCCUUCUGGGAGUACGUGCUGAGCCUGGGCCGCUGGCAAUUGCAAAACCAUUCGUGGCAGUUCGACACUCACUACUUAAUUACGGGGCAUCGUUACGCUUUGUGGGCAGGAUGCAACGGGCAGGACAGCAUAGGUGGGCAGCGCUGGGGCUGCAGAGGGGGCAGCCGGGCAGCACCACUGGGAGCAACAAGAACAAGUGGCUUUUGAUAACUUUGCUUGAGAAACGACAAGCUUGGCUUUAGGUGAAGCUUUGGCUUGUUUCUCAGGGACAAUAUUUACUAUGUGCUCGCUGCUUUGGUGCAGGGUGAGCUCUGGCCCACAGCAAUGCGUUUCUCUUGCGCAGCUGCUCCGUGCCCUGCCCUGCCGUCCCGGCGCUGGGACGGAGCGAUGGAGGCUGCGGGGGGGCAGGACCACGCCGACCCCUCGGGCUCUGCCCCGAGGGAGGAGACCCGUGUCCGGCGCUGCCUUGCACCCUUCCCUCCGGCCGGUCCCCCCCGUAGCAUCCCACGGGGCUCACCCAGACGUGCCUGCCGGAGCGGAGGAAGGACCUGCUCGGGGCAUUGCCCGCUCCCAGCCACCCCGGCUCCAGUGAAAGGACAGGGGCGAGGGGGGGAAAAGUCCCAUUCGGAGCUAUUUCCUUCCCUGUAUUGUCAAUUAAUUUGUUUAGUCCAUCUUCCGUGAAGCCGUACUUUAACUCUGAGGCACUUAAACGCUUUUUUGGCUCUGGCCUUAAGUGCUUUGCUGAAUCAGGGCCCAGGAGGUCUCGCUGUUCAGAGGUUAUUUGCAGUUGUAUUCAUGUUCUUUCUUGCCUUGGCUUCCAACAGAGACCUGGAGCCAAAGUCUUUCCUAGUGCCAUGCCAAGGACAAGAAAGAGCCAGAUUUUCUAUUGGUGCUCUUCCAAUGGUUUGGGAUUGUGGACUUCCCUUAUUCCAUAGCAAUAUAGCACCCAUGCUCUAGCAACACUGGGCCUAGAGAUGGACGGAGUGAUAAAUAUAAAAACUAUUUAGAUACUUGUAGAGGAAAAAAAUCUCCAAAACCACUUUAUCAUGAGCAUUUUUUAAAGUUUUUUUUUGUGGGAAUAAAAAUAAUUAAAAACAAUACUGGGAUUUAUAGUCUUUUUAAUUUUUUUUUGUUGUUGUUCUAGUAGUUCACAGCCUGAACCCCAAAAACCUCCAAAAUUCUGAUCUCC